GGAAGAAGAUAUAUUAAAGGGUGGGCAACGGCGCAGUGUCUGUCUGUCCUUUCCCGAUAAGCCCUGAAGAUGAAGAAACAAAGGAAACCCCUUUUCUCUCUUCACUCACUUUGAAACCUUAACCUCAACUCCCUUCUUUCUCUCCCUCCAAACUUCUCUGCACAUCGAUCUCAUACAUGUAAUAAGCUGAUCUGUGCAGCCAUAAUUGUCUUCUUGAAGGAGCUCAGGAUUAUAGAUCUGUGAGCUUUAGGGUUCUAACAUCAAAACUGCAAUUAUUUCUUCAGAAGAAACAAGAUCUGUGAGCGACAAUCAGAGAAACAAGCAAAAGAACCAAGAAAGAGAAACAAAAUUUAUGUCUUGCCUUGUUUACCAUCUGGGAGAUUGACACCUGUAUCAACAUCACAUUAGCAACCAUUGUUCAGAGCUGCAGAAUUUUCAGGCUUUGCUUUUGAAGGGCACUGCAAUGCAACUGCAAAAAGCUUUAACAAAGAGAGGAGGUGGGAUAAGCUUAGCUUCCUGACUUAGACCAUGAUAUAUCAAAGCGUAAAAAGGGGCCUUUUUAUCACUACACACACCCAAAGUACUUCUCAGUGUUUUCGUCAUCAAUGCAUAGGACACAGCAACCCCACCUGCACUACGCCUUUUCUACCAUCAUAAACUCUACUUUCUCUCUCUAAACCAAAAAAAGCCAUUUCUCUCUCUAUCUGUCAAAGUACAACGGAUAUUAAAGAAGAAAAAGGAUAGAAAACAAAGGCUAAAGGGUCUCCGUUUGAGUUUCUUUGGUUGAUAGAAAAAAAGGCAUGAAAGUGUUAUGGAGGUGGACGAGAUUCAAACACAACCGUGUAAGUUCCCAAGAAUCGGCAAUGGAAGAGUUGAUUCUAGCAAGAUAGGUCAAAAAGACCAAAACCUAGAUGAGGAGGAGGACGGAGAGCAGCAGUAUCAGCUACAGAGGGCUAGUACUGCUACAGUUGGUGGUCUAGGCGGUGAUGAUAAUAGAAGCAGUGGUGCAAAUCGGCUUCGGGGAUGGCAGCACUCAUCGCGGAUCAUUAGAGUCUCUCGAGCCUCCGGUGGCAAAGAUCGCCACAGCAAAGUUUGGACUUCGAAAGGGCUUCGAGACCGGAGAGUUCGACUGUCUGUUACCACUGCGAUUCAAUUCUACGAUCUACAAGAUCGGUUGGGCUAUGAUCAGCCAAGUAAAGCUGUUGAAUGGUUGAUCAAAGCUGCUGCCGAUUCGAUCUCAGAGCUCCCUUCUCUCAAUAGUUCUUUUCCUGAUACACCAAGGCAAUUGAGCGAUGAAAAGAGGGCAAGUGAAGGCACUGAUCAACAAGGGUUUGAUUCAGUUGAAUUAGAUGGUGAUCCAAAUUAUCAGCAGAAUCAGAGCCAGCAUCGUUCUUUAAGCAAAUCUGCCUGUAGCAGCAACUCCGAGACAAGCAAAGGCUCGGGUUUGUCUCUCUCAAGAUCUGAAAUUAGGGUGAAUAGAGUCAAAGGUGCUCGUGAACGAGCAAAGGAAAGAUCAGCUGCAAAGGAGAAAGUGAAGGAGAAUGAAUCUCGGAUUUUUACACAUCACCAUGUGAAUCCGAAUACCAUUUCGCAAAGUUCAUCCUUCACCGAGUUACUUACAGGUGGUAUUGGCAGUGUUAAUAAUAACAACAGUAGUCCUGCCCAUCAACACCCCAAUGGUGAACCUUUCUUUCCCAAGCCAACAACAGCAAGACAAUGGUCUGCAACCUCUAUGGACUACUUUAACACAGGGCUGAUAGGGCCAUCUUCUUCUCGUCCACAUAAUUUUUCUGGACAAAUUCAGGCUAUGUCUUUCCCAUCAUUUAGUUUAUCGAAUGAAAACCAUCAAGAAAUGCAGCAGCAAUUUCCAUUUUUUGCAGACCAUCUGAUCCCAGUCACAACAACCCAACCGGGGUCUGGGGGCGACUACAGUCUCAACUUCACAAUCUCUCCCGGCCUUGCUGGUUUCAAUAGGGGGACCCUUCAGUCCAAUUCGUCACCGUCUCUUUUGCCUCACAUUCAGAGGUUUGGUACUUCUCCUAUAGACGGAUCAAAUGUACCUUUCUUCAUUGGUACUACACCAUCACCUGUGGAGAAUCCUCAUCAACAUCACCAGUUCCCAGCUGCGUUUGAUGGCCGCUUGCACCUUUACUAUGGCGACGGAAGUAGGCAUUCAGACCACAAAGGCAAAGGCAAGAACUGAUGAUUUCUCUACAGCCAAAGUCUUCUUUCUGGAGAAGGAAGAUGGAGAAGAAGCAGCAGCAAGGCAUAUAUGAAUCCGUGCCUCCCGGCCAUUAUUAGUAUGCUCCUGGAAGGAACAAUUACUGUUUGUGGAUUAUCCGUUUUGAAAGUGAUUAAUGUGUAUGCGUGCAGAGCAUUGUGUGUGUUGAAACAUUUGGAGUGAAGCUAGUAGCUAUUCUUUUUUCCUUGGCUUGACAUACUUUCAAGCACCAGCCUUGGCCUUGUGAAUGAAUCAAUGAUGAAUUAUUAUUACUGUUUUUCAAGUCCUUAAAA
Mangifera indica (mango) is the source of this 2514-nucleotide messenger RNA. RefSeq names its product transcription factor TCP2. Gene Ontology annotation, cellular component: nucleus. NCBI's taxonomy places the organism in Eukaryota, Viridiplantae, Streptophyta, Magnoliopsida, Sapindales, Anacardiaceae. Gene Ontology annotation, molecular function: sequence-specific DNA binding; DNA-binding transcription factor activity. The coding region runs from base 812 to 2203 and encodes 463 amino acids. The transcript has 4 exons. The record is from RefSeq and is a predicted model, not a curated record. Gene Ontology annotation, biological process: regulation of secondary shoot formation.